AUGGCUCGAACUGAGUUCUUGGAACUAGCCGACAUUGCCACUCUGGCCCUACAGAUCGACAAUGAACUCCACGGUCUGAACCCCACGGCAGAGCCAACCAAGACCCCGGACCCCAACACGAUGGACUUAUCAGUCAUGCGAGGACGCCUCUCGGACGCGGAGAAGACCAGGAUGAUGCGAGCGGGCCAGUGCUUCCGUUGCGAGAAUCAAGGACACAUCUCGAGAGACUGCCCGGACCGUGGCCUGAAGGGGAAAGGGAAGGAGAAGUCCCGGAUUGCCAAACUUGAGGAGGAGGUCAAGCAGUUGAAGGCUGGAGGUAGUAGGGCGGACUUGUCAAAAAAUGGAGGUGCUCAGGAAUGA
Molecule: messenger RNA, 360 nt
Organism: Puccinia graminis f. sp. tritici CRL 75-36-700-3
Lineage: Eukaryota; Fungi; Basidiomycota; Pucciniomycetes; Pucciniales; Pucciniaceae
Exons: 1
Coding region: 1-360 (119 amino acids)
Molecular function (GO): nucleic acid binding; zinc ion binding
Source: RefSeq, a predicted model, not a curated record